AUGAACGAAAACCAUCUGAACCAGCUCUCCAUCUUUGAACCUCCGCCGACGGACACGACCAUACUUACAAGAGAAUGGGUAGAGUUUAGACCUAUCAAUCAAAUUUCUGAGUAUUCUGCUUUGGAAUUCAACAUUCCUCCUCUCUCCACCGGAUACAUGGACCUUCAGAACAGUCGCUUAAAAGUUAAGCUAAGAAUACUAAGCCCGCUGAACACCCCCAUCACCGAAGAAAAUGCCGUUGGUUUGACUAACUUACCUCUACACAGCAUCUUUUCUCAAGUGGACACUAGUCUACAGCAGACUCCAGUGUCACAGCUGGGAACGAAUUAUCCCUACAGGGCCUACAUCGAUACCUUACUAUCUACAUCCUCCGAAAACUACGAAGUGCGUCAGUCUCAGCUCUACUUUAAAGACACCUCUGAUCCCGACGAUACGGACCCGAUCAAAGGGAUAAACAUCGGUUUAUUUCAAAGAUAUCAGUUUACCAAAGGUGGAAAAAUUUUGGACUUGGAAGGUCCCUUACACGUAGAUAUUUUUCAACAAGAUCGUUUGGUUUUGAACGGGGUCGCACUUUCCCUAAAACUAUGGCCUAGUAAGGAUUCAUUUAGAUUAAAGUCAGCUGAGGGUAAAGAUUACAAAAUACAAAUUAUCGAUGCCAGUUUUAAACUCUGCAUUCAGCGACCUAAUCCCGCCUUUACCAUGGCGCAUGUGAAAAUGUUGGAGAAGUCCCCUGCCGUGUAUCCCUACUUAUUUUCUAAUUUAAAAAUUGCUUCCAUCGCUAAGGGAGAAUUCAGUUUGACCAUAGACGACGUGUUUCAAGGAGAAGUUCCGUCUACGCUCAUUCUGGGAAUGGUGUCCAGUAGCGCCUUUAACGGGGACUAUAAGAAAUCUCCUUAUAACUUUCAACAUUUUAAUUGUAACUUUGUAGCUUUCUACGUUGACGGGCAAUCACUUCCCUCUAAACCUAUACAACCGAAUUACGACUCAGGCGCGUACUUGGAAGCUUACCAAACCCUUCUUCAAGGUAGAGAGCACGUUAGUGUAGAGCGACGGGAAUAUCCCAUUGGAAAUGCAUUAUAUGUCUUGAAUAUUAAUCCCUACAUCGACUUUAAUACGAAGCGGAAAGGUCAUUGUCGCUUAGAAUUAAAAUUCGCUCUACCCCUUCCCGAGAGUGUGACUUUAAUGUUAUACGGAAAAUUCCCACAGGUUCUCCACAUUGAUCAGUCUAGGAGCAUUAUAUUCAAAUGA
Messenger RNA from Saccostrea echinata, 1248 nucleotides. RefSeq lists its product as uncharacterized. The coding region runs from base 1 to 1248 and encodes 415 amino acids. Gene Ontology annotation, biological process: deoxyribonucleotide biosynthetic process. The record is from RefSeq and is a predicted model, not a curated record. The transcript has a single exon. Lineage: Eukaryota; Metazoa; Mollusca; Bivalvia; Ostreida; Ostreidae. Gene Ontology annotation, cellular component: cytosol. Gene Ontology annotation, molecular function: ribonucleoside-diphosphate reductase activity, thioredoxin disulfide as acceptor.